Messenger RNA from Brienomyrus brachyistius, 6665 nucleotides. RefSeq names its product platelet-derived growth factor receptor, beta polypeptide (gene pdgfrb). The record is from RefSeq and is a predicted model, not a curated record. Gene Ontology annotation, cellular component: signaling receptor complex. Gene Ontology annotation, molecular function: ATP binding; platelet-derived growth factor beta-receptor activity; platelet-derived growth factor binding. Lineage: Eukaryota; Metazoa; Chordata; Actinopteri; Osteoglossiformes; Mormyridae. Bases 841 to 4035 code for a protein of 1064 amino acids. Gene Ontology annotation, biological process: multicellular organism development; cell chemotaxis; positive regulation of kinase activity. The transcript has 23 exons.
GAAAUCAAGGAGAAAAGCCAAGAUUGAAAACAGACGCAGGCAGUCCGCUGCGGAGAGCUGUGGGGGAGAGCACCGCUCUCCACCGGAGUCCUUCAAUGCUUUCAGACGCCAGUCACUCCUUUCAGGCUUUUGUUUUUUUCCCAGAUACUGGGCAUUUAUUAUAAUUUCAUUCUCUCUUUUAGUCAUCUGCAUGAAUCUUCCCCCUGAAAAGGUCUGAGGAAUUAGUGAUUAACUGCUUUCUGCUGGACGAAGACGCGGCAGAGCUUGCCAGAACUUUCUUUCCUUUAGCGUUUUUCAUCUCCUUCUUUUGGGUUGUUUUUUUGGAGGAGCAGAGGGAGUCCGUUGCUACUGUUGCUAAGGGGGGGGAGCCUGUCCUCUUCUCUUACGUGUGUGUCGGACAUCGUGAGGUUCAGGGCUGACAUCCACUUGCAGAGUAAGUCCGACUCGCGCCGAAUCUCUCUCUCCGUCUUGAAAGUUGACUACGGACGGACUCAAGGAAUUUUACAGAAAAAAAAGUCUUUUUUGUCCCCUGCCAGACGGCACGUUUUAUCAGUGACAGCCCCCUUGGCUGUAAUUUGACUAAAUAAACAGAGCCGUGGUGCCUCUUCCACUGGGGGCUCUGGGGAUCAGGGAGAUUAAAACCCUCAGCCCUGAAGAUUUGAGGAAUCUAUCCUGCUCCUCCAAAGGAAGCCAAUUUGGAGACAGUCACUCACACACACCAGUGAAGAGGGACUGAGCACACAUCUGAAGGACAGGCUGCCUUGGGGCCAUGUAUUAGGCCAGACAGGGACCUUACCAGAACAAACACACAUAGUCAUCAGAAGGACUGAUAGAGGAACCAUGGACAUCAUCCUUCUGGUCCUCCUUACAGCCUCUGUUCAGUUGUACCUCUUCGGCGAGGGCCUGGAAAUCACCCCUAACAAUUCAACCAUCAUCCUGGAAGCCAAUUCUAGUGUUUCUAUAACAUGUUCUGGCUGGAGUGAAGUAGUCUGGACAAAAAGAACUUUGUCUCAGCGGGAUCACUCCUUGGUUUUGAUGAAGAACGGUGCCACGUCUAGCACCCUGUAUCUGGGGGAUGUGGCAUGGAACCAGACAGGCGUAUAUGUUUGCAGCGAACCCGCUGUGGAGGAAGCCAGAGAGGUUUCCAUCUUUGUGGCAGACCCCACGGUGUGGUUCAUUCCAAAUGAGCAUGGCAUGGUAACCAAGAUAAAUGAUGUGGGUACUGUUCCCUGCCUUGUCACCAACCCCAAAAUCAACGUUACCCUCUAUGAAAAAUCAGCCGAUACUCCUGUGGUUGGAGAGUACAGCCCAAGUACUGGAUUCACGGCUUUUCUGGAAGACAGAACAUAUUACUGCAAAGGGGAACUUAACGGCGAGGAGAGGAGUUCCCAAAUGUUUUACGUUUUCAGCAUUGUGGCUCCAGAUGUUCUUGAACCCAAAAUCAAGGCCUCGAAGACUGUGCUGAGGCAAGGCGAGCCCCUCAUGGUCAACUGUACUGUAAACGGAGCAGAAAUUGUUUACUUUACAUGGAAUUAUCCACACACAGAGGGCAAGACUAUCGAGCCCCUGACUGACUUCAUGUCCAGCACGAGUAUGCGCUCCUUUCUCAACAUAAGCAGUGCCACCCUGGACAACUCAGGCCAGUACACCUGCCACGUCUAUGAAGGAGUUCAGGAAAACAGUGCCAAUAUCAGCAUGAACAUCACAGUCCUUGAGCAAGGAUUUGUGAAGCUCCACUCGAUAAUCAGCCCGAACGUCUCAGCACAACUGCAGGACAGCGUCCAGUUUAGGGUGCUCAUUGACGCCUACCCCAAGCCCCAGGUGCACUGGACCAACGACCACACCCCACUUAUUGGGGGAACUGUCUCUGUUGAAACUAAACAGCUGCAGGAGACCAGGUACAUCAGCACCUUGACCCUGUUGCGAGUCACGAUGGAACAGAAGGGCCAUUAUACCAUCCAUGCCACCAACGAGGACGACGAACAGGAGAUGAACUUCGAUCUCGACAUCACUGUUCUCCCUCACAUCGUGGAACUGUCGGACUACGACAUUCCCGAAAAGCAUCAUAGCAUUGUGUGUGCAGCAGAGGGCGCACCCCCCCCCAGAAUAAAGUGGUACAGCUGCGACAGCAUGUACAAGUGCAGCAAUCAAACCAACGCAUGGAGGCCGCUGAAGGCCGACCUUGAAAACCUGGACAUCCGGACAAACGUGUCCUACAACGAGACCCGUAAAGUCCACCAGACGCGGAGCGUUCUGACCUUCCUCAAGCUGCAGAAGAUCAUGUCCGUCCGCUGUGAAGCCAGCAACACGCUGGGUGGCCGAGCACGGGACAUAAAGCUCUUUUCAAGCACGUUCUUCUCACAGGUGGCGGUUCUGGCCGCCGUCCUGGCCCUUGUUGUCAUUGCCGUGAUUUCCAUCAUUAUCCUGAUCGCGCUGUGGAGGAAGAAGCCCCGCUAUGAGAUCAGGUGGAAAGUGAUUGAGUCAGUGAGCUCGGAUGGACAUGAAUACAUCUACGUGGACCCUAUGCACCUGCCCUACGAUUCGGCCUGGGAGAUGCCCCGAGAUAGCCUGGUCUUGGGUCGCACACUGGGCUCCGGGGCGUUCGGAAGAGUGGUCGAGGCGACCGCGUACGGCCUUGGCCAUUCUCAGUCCACCAUGAAGGUCGCAGUGAAAAUGCUGAAGUCCACGGCACGCAAGAGUGAAACCCAGGCCCUGAUGUCCGAGCUGAAGAUCAUGAGUCACCUGGGGCCACACCUCAACAUCGUUAACCUGCUGGGGGCGUGUACCAAGCAAGGUCCGAUCUACCUGGUAACUGAGUACUGUCGCUAUGGAGACCUGGUGGACUACCUUCACCGGAACAAGCACACCUUUUUGCAGUACUAUGCGGACAAGAGUCGCCGGGAUGCAGACAUGUGUGCAAACAGCGUAUCAGCGGGUCAGGGAAAAGGCAGGGAAUGUGAUGGAGGCUACAUGGACAUGAGCAAGGAUGACACCAUGGAGUACGUGCCGAUGCAGGAGCUCAACGACAGCAUCAAGUACGCGGACAUACAGCCAUCGCCGUAUGAAACGCAUUACCAGCAGGAUAACUACCAGGGACAAGUGCAGGAGAGGGUAGACGCAGCCUUGGUUAUCAGCGACUCCCCCAUCCUGAGCUACGCGGACCUGGUGGGCUUCAGCUACCAGGUGGCCAAAGGGAUGGAGUUCCUGGCAACCAAAAAUUGCGUUCACCGUGACCUCGCGGCUCGAAACGUCCUGAUCUGCGAGGGGAAACUGGUGAAAAUCUGUGACUUCGGUUUGGCCAGGGACAUCAUGCAUGACUCCAACUACAUCUCCAAGGGCAGUACCUUCCUUCCUCUGAAAUGGAUGGCCCCAGAAAGCAUCUUCCAUAACCUCUAUACCACUCUGAGCGACGUCUGGUCCUAUGGCAUCCUGCUGUGGGAGAUCUUCACCCUGGGAGGAACCCCCUACCCCGACCUCCCCAUGAACGACCUGUUCUACAGCGCGCUGAAGGGGGGUUACAGGAUGGCUAAGCCUUCUCAUGCCACCGACGACAUUUAUGAUGUAAUGCGGAAAUGCUGGGACGAAAAGUUUGAGAAGAGGCCCGAGUUCUCAUUUUUGGUUCACACAAUGGGGAACAUGUUGCCUGACAGCUACAAAAAGAAUUACAGCCAGGUGAACGAGAGUUUCUUAAAGAGCGAUCAUCCUGCCGUGGCACACACUAAACCCAGGCUGUCGAGAACGUCUCUGUCCCCAAGUCAGCCCGCUGUGGCCGUCCGGCAAGAGGCCGAGGGAGAAGAGGCCACAGCUUCCUACAACGAGUACAUCAUCCCCAUCCCGGAUCCCAAACCGGAGGAAGUCUGCGACAAAGGCGAUACUUCCGCUGAAAGCCCCCUGAGCUGUCAGGAUCCCGUGGGGGACGACAGCUAUACAAUCCCUGAAGUAGCCAUCCCAGAGGACACGAAGGACACCGACACGCAGGAGAAGGACCUGACAGAGGGCAAGGCAACCCCAGACGUGGAGGAAAGCUUUCUGUAGCCUCCAUGACCAGUGUCUGUCCCAGAAGCAAAUGCACUGCAAAAUGUAGGCUUGCUUAAAAACAGUUUCUACUGAAACGGCAGAGGGCUACGUUUCCAAAUACUGUCUGCGCAGUGAGGAUGUCUGCAGUUAUGUAGGGCUCUUUAUUUAAAUCUGUCCUUUAAUGUCAGUGUGUAAUUAGAGCUGGUCUUUUAUUUUUUUACACGCUGGCUUUUACUGCAACAACUUACAGAUGCAAACUAUGGUGUCCUUCCAAAUUUUUACCUAGAUUCAUUUGAAGGGCUUAAGGUAAAUGGUUUCCGGGACGUCAAACAAGCCUUUACAGUUGUGAUGAAUUGCAAUUGAAGUGCAAUUCUGCAGGAAAAUAUGGACAAACAGACACAUAAUAUUCACGGCUGUAUAAUAAUACUGAAAUAUUAAAACUAGUGUGAAUUAUUGCAACGUUAUGGAAUGUCAGAGUUUUUCUGACUUUUUUCGCUUGCUCUGUGGUACCCGCUAAUCAAUAUCAUCUAUUGGGCGGGCUGGGCCUGUUCAGGGAAAUCCUAUACAACUACAGAUAUUCCCCAGUAGUAGUAAUAAUAAUAAUAAUAAUAAUAAUAAUAAUAAUAAUGUGCAUACAAGUAUGCCAUUAGUACUUUUAAAUCCAUUAUGCACUACAGGAAUGCAGACAACAGGUCAAAUAUUUGGUCAAAGAGAAUGUACCAAAUGAUCAGUUUUUCAGAGCCAGAGUACAUUACUGAGAAAUUCAGAGUACAUGAAAAAAUUCAUGUAAUAUCAUAAUAUAUAGGGUGAUAUGCUAUAUAAUCAUUGAUUGUAUACUAAGUAGCACAGGAAUGUACAAAACCAUGUGCAUAUUUUAAUUUCUUGUCCUCACAGCCACGUAUUUCAAUAUAAUGUUCACAGGGCUCCCGCUGACAUCAUCCUGUGCUAUUUUGAUCCAUAUCAUUAUUACCUAAUAUUCAAGUAUAUGUUGUGUAUAUAUAUGCAUAGGUAUAUACCUAUAUGGAUUUAGUGGAUUUAGCUAUUUAGCUAAAAUAUCUGGUCUAACCAACCUUUUAGUAAAAUAGCCUCAUAAGCACCAAAUAUACCGUGUUUGUAGAAAAUCUUGUAAGGUUUGAUAUAGUGCCAAAUUUGUACAUUUUAAAUGAAUGUGAAGUGCCUUGGAACAUUGCUCAAUCACUGCCAAAUGUUCAAGAAUUUAGAUUUUUAAUGACAAUGUAAAUAGCACACAAGUAUGUUAUCUUCUACUUUAUGACUUUAUGAUAUGAUUUGUAUAUAAAAGGAUUUUUUAUCAUGUAGCAUGCAGAUCUAUUGUGUUUUUCAUAGCUGUAGUAGUUAAGCCUUAAACAGUAUCCCCGUGAAAAUAUGCAUUGAAAAACUUCGAUUUUUGGGAGGUGCUUUAACAAGCAGUCAGUCAGUAUUAGAAUUGUGUUAGGGGAAAUGCAAUAACUCAAUAACUGUUCCAAAUUUGCACUUUACCGUGUUAUGCAGGGGAUGAGUGACGGAGAUUAUUACUCACAUUAUAGUAUAGUUGUAUAAAGAUAAUUCUCUUGUCACUGGUGGUACUCGGUGUCUGUCUCAUUUAAUAUGCACUUCUGUCUCAUGAAACUCCAACCUUCUCCGGGAUUCACGGUGUUCUCCGCAUCCUCCAUCUGACGGGAGGGCCUCGACCCACUUUUUCGCGGCCCCUGUUGGCAGUGCCAUGACCGUCAGGAAAUAGCAGCUCUGAAAUCCAGUUUGCCAUAAUAAACAUAAGUGUAUGUUUGUUCCCCGGAGAAUAACGCCAAACAGGCUGAGACCCAUGGAAAUAUUUUCUGGCACCUUCUGAAAUUAACAUGGAAUAAUUUACCCAGCAUCGACAGUUUCAUAAGUCGUCUAAACUAAGCAUGCAUCAUUAUUUACCACAAGAUUCUAUUUUUGGUGAUAUUUUACGUUAUGUUACGUUAUACAUUGAAUUUCAUUGUAUUACAUUAAAAACAAUCAAUAUUAUGUUACUUUCAUUUUGACAUGGUAGCUAAUGCAUUGUGCUCCUUUAAGCUGUAUUAUAACAUUUUUGUUAUAUUCUUAACAACACUGCAUCAAUGUAGCAAUAUGACUUCAUAUGUUGUGAAUUAGAAUGUAGUAGAUACAUUCUAAAAACUUGUACUAUUUUUUUUUUCAUUAGUGAGACCAAAAGUGCUUACAGGUAAAUUAAUAUGUUCAUCCGGUAUGUGAGACAAAUGCAAACAUGGCAUUAAAAUACAGAAUAAACAUGUAAUUGCUGAAGUCUGAAGGCUGCGUGUUUACAUGCCAGCAGGGAUGAAGCUGAAAUAUAAAUCUGCCUCUAUUAAUGGACACAAUUCUUAGCUAUAGUUAGCAAGCAGAUUCCUGCAAGCUCAUUUUAAAGAUAUCAGUCCAGUUAUUUCAGGCAGAAUUUUCAUUGGCUCUGCUCAAGGUACUAAAAGUAGGUCAAACACUAGGUAUUUAGCAAACCUGAAUAUGCGUGUUCCAUCCUAUAUUACACAGACAUUCAUAUACGCUGUGGUACCAAAGUCUUUAAAAUGUUUACAGCUGUAUUUUGUAUGUAUUUAGUAUCCUAUGAAUGUUUAAAAAUCAUUAUAAAAAACCUAUAAUAAAUAAUGUUACUAUUA